CCGACACCUUCUUUUUAUAACUCGCCUCUGUCCCCCUCCGCUCGACCUGUCAAAACCACGCCUAUGGAGCCACACAAUUGGUCCGGACGCGUCAAAGAGCCAAUCAAGUAUGCCGCAGCUGCCCUGCAACCCCACAACACAUCCAUACAAUCCGGGCGCAGCGAAGCAGCCAAGCUCAAACACACAUCUACGCACACACACUCGCUCACACGCACACGCACCGGGGGAUUCGCCGAGCCGAGCGCGCCGCUUUCUCUUGCUCCCUCUCUCGUUCCCUCCCUCUCUCUCUCUCUCUCUCUCUUUCUCUUUGCCCCCUGUUCCCUUCCAGGAGCCGAGAGCCAUCGAAGGCACCCGUUCUUUCCAAAUCGUACCGGUUCGUCGCUUUGAUUCGUAUCUAUUUUUUGGGGUGUGUUUUUUUUUAAAGCACUGAAGGGGGAAAAAAAGAGUGAAAAGGGAGGAGAGGAGGAGGAAGAAGACGUCGACGGAGAGAGAGAGAAAGAGAAAGAGAGAGAGAGAGAGACGCUUUGCUGGAAUCCUAACUUUGGCAAAGGCAGCUCGUGAGGGGGAGGGGGGGGUUGAAACGGAAGCCACAUUGCGCUACAACUUUUGGCUGCUGCUGCUCGUGAGAAGCCUGAUUAGAAGGAGAGACUGCUCUAAUUCAUAAUUUCGCUUCUCCCUCCCUCCCUCUCUCUCUCUCUCUCUCUCUCUCUGUCUUUCUAUAUACAGUUCAGCAGCUUAGCUGCUGGAAAAUACUACCACUACUACUACUACUACAACUAAUAUACAUAACAUACAUAAAGGCGAGGAGCUUUAAGGAGGAGCAAGGUAAACAAACCAGCCCCGGACACCGACUCUUCUACCGCUUUCAAGAUUUGCAACAAAAGACACCCGCCAGGAGAGAAGCCGCCUCCGCAACCACCGACCGACCGACUCACCUACCUACCUGCACCUCUGAAAUCGCCACCUUCUGGUGUCACCUCCAUCUCUUUUUACGCAGAAGUGGGGGCGACCGCUUGGCCGGCUCGCGCUCUUCCUGGAGAACCCUUCCAAAUAUACUCACCCUCCCCCAUUUAAUCUCUCUCUCUCUCUCUCUCUCUCUCUCUCUCUCUCUCUCUCUCUCUCUCUCUCUCUCUCUCUCUCUCUCUCUCUCUCUCUCUCUCUUUUUUUUAAGCAAUCGAUAGCAGAAGCUUCCUCCCUGGGCGGCGGGGUGGGAUAGAAACGCGGCAGCUCCUCGGCUCCGUGCGACCAUGCCUCCUAGCUUGAAUUCGGGUUCGGGGACUCUCUAGCGACUGCGUAUGUCACGUUCCGACAACCCACCCCACCCCGGUCUGGUCACUCGCCUCCCUUCCCCCCCCUCUUCCGACUCCCUCCUUCUCCUCCUCCUCUUCCUCUCCUUCUGUGAAUCGCUCGCCCCGAAGAUGAGCUGUUAAAGGGCCGCUCCAGAAAUCCGGGAACUGUUCAGGCCGCUGCAAGAGGGAAGCCGUUUUUCGGAUGAACAUCUCCAUGAGAGAGCCCGUGAUUUCUGGGACAGGCAUGGCUUACCACCCGUUCCUACCUCACCGGGCACCGGAUUUCGCCAUGAGCGCCGUGUUAGGAGGACACCAGCCGCCGUUUUUCCCGGCUCUGGCUUUGCCCCACAACGGGGCGGCGGCUCUCUCGCUGCCGGGCGCUUUGGCCAAACCGAUUAUGGAUCAGUUGGUGGGGGCGGCGGAUUCGGGCAUCCCUUUCUCGUCCUUGGGACACCAGGCGGCGGCUCACCUCCGGCCUCUGAAGACCCUGGAGCCGGAGGAAGAGGUGGAGGACGACCCCAAAGUCCAUCUGGAAGCCAAGGAGCUCUGGGAACAGUUUCACAAAAGGGGCACCGAGAUGGUGAUCACCAAGUCGGGAAGGAGAAUGUUUCCACCUUUUAAAGUGAGGUGCACGGGGCUGGAUAAAAAGGCCAAAUACAUUUUAUUGAUGGACAUUGUGGCGGCUGAUGAUUGUAGAUAUAAAUUCCACAAUUCCCGGUGGAUGGUAGCAGGCAAGGCGGAUCCAGAAAUGCCAAAGAGAAUGUACAUCCAUCCGGAUAGUCCAGCGACAGGCGAACAAUGGAUGUCUAAAGUCGUGACUUUCCACAAACUUAAACUGACUAAUAAUAUUUCGGACAAACACGGAUUUACCAUCUUGAACUCUAUGCACAAAUACCAGCCUCGGUUCCACAUUGUCCGGGCCAACGACAUCCUCAAACUGCCUUACAGCACCUUCCGAACUUACGUUUUCCCGGAGACCGAAUUUAUCGCUGUUACUGCAUACCAGAACGAUAAGAUAACUCAAUUAAAAAUUGACAACAACCCUUUUGCCAAAGGCUUUCGGGACACAGGAAAUGGGAGGCGAGAAAAAAGAAAACAGCUGACCCUCCAGUCCAUGAGAGUUUAUGACGAGAGGCAGAAAAAGGAAAACGGAACAUCUGAUGAAUCUUCAAGUGAACAGACAGCGUUUAAGUGUUUUGCCCAGUCAACAUCUCCCGCUGUAUCUGCUGUGGGCACCUCUAAUCUUAAAGAUUUGUGCCCCAGCGAUGGAGAAAGCGACUCAGAGAGCAAAGAGGACCCCUCGGAGGUCAAUGACUUGGGCAAAAUCUCCACCACCACUGCUACCACCACCACUGCGGCGGCCAACAGCAGCUCCUCAGCGGUUGGAGGAGGGGGCGAAGCACGGGAGAAGAACAGCCCCCCGAAGGGACAGCUCUUCCCCCCAGACUCGGCGGGCAGCAGGAGCAGCGCCUCCAAGGCCCGGCCGGACUCCAGGCACAGCCCUGCUGCCAUCUCUUCCAGCACGCGAAGCCUGGGCGGGGAAGAGGUCAAAAGCCCCCCACGGGAUGACUGCCGGGCCAAGGAGCCCUUUGCGCCACUGACGGUGCAGACGGACAGCGCCGGGCACCUGGCCCAGGCCCACUUGGCCAACCUGACUUUCCCCCAUGGCCUGGCCGGGCAGCAGUUCUUCAACCCGCUGGGCAACGGGCACCCCUUGCUCUUGCACCCCAGCCAGUUCGCCAUCGGUGGCGCCUUCUCCGGCAUGGGCCCUCUACUAGCCACAGUCUCCGGCGCUUCGGCCGGAGUUACCGGGCUGGAUAACACUGUGAUGGCCGCCACUGCGCAGGGAUUAUCUGGAGCGGCUGCAGCGGCAGCGGCUUUGCCGUUUCACCUUCAGCAGCAUGUCCUGGCCUCGCAGGGCUUGGCCAUGUCUCCUUUUGGAAGCCUCUUCCCCUACCCGUAUACGUACAUGGCCGCGGCCGCCGCGGCGUCGUCGGCAGCCAGCAGCUCGGUGCACCGGCACCCUUUCCUCAGCGCCGUGCGUCCUCGACUGCGCUACAGCCCUUACUCCAUCCCGGUGCCCUUACCGGACAGCAGCAGCCUGCUCACCACCGCCUUGCCCUCCAUGGUCGGCGGAACGGAGGGCAAAGCCGGCGGCUUGGCUUCUAGCCCGGCCUCGGGAGCCUUGGACUCCAGCUCGGAACUCAACAGCCGCUCGUCCACUCUCUCCUCCGGGUCGGUGGUCUCGCUGUCCCCCAAACUCUGCCCGGACAAGGAAUCCUCCUCCACCAGCGAGAUCCAGAACAUCCAACGCUUAGUGAGUGGACUGGAAUCCAAACAGGACAGAGCGAGGAGUGGGUCUCCCUAGGGAGGGCUGGGGGAGGGGGGCUUCCCUCGCUCGCCUUCCUCUGGGAUGGGGACCCCUAUAUUCCUCUCCCCCGCCCUAAUUUCUUACCACUUGCUAGAACUCACCCCCCCCCUCUCUCUCUCUCUCUGCUACCUCUGGGUCUGAUCCGCUGAGGCUGUCCUGGGCCCGAGAGAGGAAAGGAGGGGGGGUAACUGGACUGGGGGGGGCGGUUGGAAGCUGCUAUUAACCAGACUGUGGUGUUCAUUGGAGGGGUUACGGUGGGAGACAUGGAGGUUUUGCCCGUUGGCUUUCUCCACACCCUUCCUUUUGUUCCUGCCUCCCCUUGUAUACACAAUAAAGAGAGAGAGAGAGAGAGAGAGAGAGAGAGAGAGAGAGAGAGAGAGAGAGAGAGAGAGAGAGAGAGAGGAGAAGAGGCAAAGAAACAAUCACAUUUUCUUUCUACUCUCACGGAGAAAUGACUUUUUGCAUAUCAGUUCAUUAAAACAUCAAAACAAAAACUGCUGACCAGGGCCCUUGUUUGUUAAGGGAGGGUGUGACCCUUUAAGGCUCUUGUGAUGUCUCUCAACCGCCAUAGGGCUGUUUUUGCAUGUUCCAUUCUAACUCUUACUUUUGGAAUUGUUUUUUUUUUUUUUAAUGCUUGCUUAAGAUCCCAGAGACAUCUUUUUCAACCCUCUCUUAUGCUCCUCUCCUUCCAGUAGCAACAAUUCAAAAUGUAGUUAGAGGGAGAGAGUGUCAUUAUUUUUAUUUUAUUUUUUUUUAAAAAGAAAAAGGUUCGUAACUAUCUUGUUUCCCCUGCCCCCAGUUUCCCCCCUUUCUUUUUACUGUAUAUGCAAUAACAAGGUUUAUAAACAUAAUAAGGUGAAGGAAAAAAAAAGCAAAGUGGACACUAUUGAUAAAGUAUUUAUGUAAUUAAUGGAUAACUUGUAAAUAAGUGGCAUAUGAAUACUCAAAAUUAAAAUUUAAUUUAUUGAUAUUGUA
This is a messenger RNA of Elgaria multicarinata webbii, 4635 nucleotides long. RefSeq names its product T-box transcription factor 3 (gene TBX3). Gene Ontology annotation, molecular function: RNA polymerase II cis-regulatory region sequence-specific DNA binding; DNA-binding transcription factor activity, RNA polymerase II-specific. NCBI's taxonomy places the organism in Eukaryota, Metazoa, Chordata, Lepidosauria, Squamata, Anguidae. Gene Ontology annotation, biological process: positive regulation of DNA-templated transcription; cell fate specification; regulation of transcription by RNA polymerase II. The transcript is spliced from 7 exons. The record is from RefSeq and is a predicted model, not a curated record. Gene Ontology annotation, cellular component: nucleus. Bases 1492 to 3657 code for a protein of 721 amino acids.